Molecule: messenger RNA, 216 nt
Organism: Coccomyxa subellipsoidea C-169
Lineage: Eukaryota; Viridiplantae; Chlorophyta; Trebouxiophyceae; Coccomyxaceae
Product: U box
Exons: 2
Coding region: 1-216 (71 amino acids)
Biological process (GO): protein ubiquitination
Molecular function (GO): ubiquitin-protein transferase activity
Source: RefSeq, a predicted model, not a curated record
AUGUUCCUGUGCCCCAUUACCCAGGAAGUGAUGAAGGACCCGGUGAUGGCAGGGGACGGGUACACCUAUGAGCGGCUGGCCAUAGAGAGCUGGCUGGUCAACCACGCGACCAGUCCCAUCACAAACAGCAAACUGCCCCACAAGCACCUCAUCGCCAACCACAGCCUACGCUCAGCCAUCAUGGAGUGGCAGCACAAGCAUGGCACGCAAACCUGA